UACAUUGGGCCAAUAAGGAAUUGGCAAGGCUUCUUCUCUGCUGCUGACAGCUAUUUCCUACCAGGGCGAAGCGCUUUCAUUGGCAUCGGCUUCUCAGACCGGGGUGAUGCUUUUGACUUCAAUGUCUCCCUGCAGGAUCACUUCAAAUGGGUGAAGCAGGAGACGGAAAUUUCCAAGGAGUUCCAGGAAACUGACACACGCCCCAAGCUGGACCUAGGGUUCAAAGAAGGACAGACCAUCAAACUAAGCAUUGGGAACAUGCCCACAAAGAAAGGAGGGGCACUCAAACCCCGUGCAGUUGGACUGGGGGGGCUGAACCUGCUCCCGCCUCCUCCAGGUGGCAAAAUCACUGUCCCUCUGGUCCCUCCCCCAUCUUCGACAGCCAUUUCCAACCAUGUGACGCCGCCACCAGUGUUGAAAUCCAGCAACAUGGGUAAUGCUGAUAUCCUGUUAGAUUUGGACUCUCCUGCAUCCAUCUCUAAGGCACCUGCUGCUGUUUCAGCCACAACAGACCUCUGGGGGGACUUCAGCACUGCAUCCAGCGCUGUUCCAAAUCAGGCUCCUCAGCAGUCCAACUGGGUCCAGUUCUGAAUGGCCAAGGCAGUGGAGUGGGAACCAACAAGUGACCAAGAGGGUCUAAGGGCAUCAAAUGGGAUGGGAAGUAUCCCAGCCUCUCAGACUUCUGUCAAAAAUCCUGGACAAUCUUUCCUUCUAAAGUUUCCACUUCGGUUGGGACUGAGUUUUGAUCUCGCAGUCAAACUGCCAGACAUCGAGGGAACAUCUCAAAAUUUGCUAUGUGAUAGCCAGGGGGAGGAAGGGAGUUACAGCUCCUCUACAUGCCUGGCUAUUGAGCAGUGCAUCCCGUUUCUUGUUUCUGAGCUGUCAGUAUAGGAAAAUCAAGAAUCCAUAAUGAGGGGUAUGUGAGGAGGGGGUGAAGGUGUCUAAGAGCUUUUAAACGCUUCCUCUGGCUAGGGCCAGCUUCCUCCCACUGUUAAAAACCUUCCACAGGUAUUGUACAGUAAAGAUCCAAAUCACUACAGCUUGGCUGGAAGGACUGAAGGCUCUUAGUUUGUCAUGCAGCUGUGUUUGUGCUCUGGUUAUAUUGAUGGAUUUGCUACAGCCCUAACAUAGGAACAGCGAGGAGAUUGGAGUGGUCUGCCUUCUGCAUGUCUGUGGCUGAGCCAUAACCACCUCCAUGUGCUUUCUCCUUGCUCUGAUAUGCAGAUCUUGAAGGGUGUUUGCUGUGGCUUUGGGAGAGGAGACAAGUCCAUGGAUAGAUCAACCUGCCUGGAGGCCACAGACUGGCACUUCAUGAUUUAUGAUGUUCCCUUACUUGGUUUGUUCUUUUAGAAGCUGAUCUUGGUGCUGCUUUGCUUCUUACCCUCCAGAGCACUCUCCUGCUCCCCUCCCCCACUGAGCUCUCAACAUGCCUUUGAGCGGUUUUAACUGGAAGGGUGUAUAAAUGCCUGUUUUUAUAACUGUACAGUCAUGCUAGUGUGUGGCUGGUUAGCAACUGGAUUAUUCCACCUCCAUCAGCACUUCAUCUUCCUGCCCAUCUCCCUAGCCUCAGUUGGGAUGUGUCCUGGUGAAACACCUGUAUCUGGCAGUGCUGGUGAUGUGUGCUGAAAUCAUUUGCAAUUACAACAAUUUCUCUGUGCCCAUACAUAGCUCAAGCUGCACUGGGGGACAGUGUGGAAGGGGCAGAUCCCAUUGGACACCCCACACUCUGUUGGAUUACAGGUGGGAAGCUGGCUGGACCCUGACUAGGGUCUGGUCUUACAUGACAUUUGGACUACAACAGUUGGGCCCUUUGGGGCCUGGCUGCUCCCUCCCUGUAGCCUUCUACCUGGUGGGAUUUAGUUGCCAUGAUGAUUUAAUGUCUUUGAACUCCCCUGUGUCACCCAAGCCCUUCUUCAGGGCAUACAAAAUUGCUGAGGCAAAGAUCUUGUACCUCAUCCCUUGUUCUGUGUGGGAGGCUCUUUAAGCCUCUUGCUUUUGUAACUACUCCCCAGCAGUAUUUCCUUGUGAAAACAAGUAGACUCUCAUGGCAAUAUAGUUUAACAAGGAAAAACCCAGGGAAGCCUGGCCCUCCUACCUGCUUCCUUUGUAUGGGCUUCAGUGGGGUCCCUGGCAGUGUAGCCAGUCUCCUCAACCCUCCUGUACCUGGGAUCCACUUUCUAGAACACUAGGCUUGGACUUAACCCUGGAAGCAUUAAAACUGAAUAGUAGAGUUUCUGCCCUCCACCCUUAAAGUACCAGGGCUAGCACUCUUAAAAAGGGAGCAGCUAAUUGGACAUUUUGUACUUCCAGUUAGUCUCCACUCUUUUUUCCUCUCUCCUGUUGUGAUUGUAGACUACCUCUGCAGGUUUGCUGGUACCAUGGGCAUUGAGAGGCCAAUUUGCACUUGGAGCAUCUCUCUGGGAAGCAGCAAUUAUUUUGACAGCACUUGUGGGAAUGCCAUAUCUUUCUAAAGCUGCUGCAGUUCCACUCAUGGCAGUGGGGACCAGACUGCUGGCUUGGUUGGAUGUAUUUGAAUUAGCUGCCUAUUCCGGUCCUCUUCCCCCCCUCCACUAUAUUUUCCCUUCUUGAUAUUUGCUCCUGAACCUCGUUGUUUUGAGCUUCCUGUCUCGGAGGCUUCCCUUUUUCCUAUGCAUUUGUUACGUGGAUGGGUGCAAAUCAUUAACCCCUUCCGCUCCCAGUGUUCUGUACACCAGGCCACGUGCCCUGGUGAUUGGCUCAAAUCUUCCAUAUCAGUGGUAGGUCCAGUCAUUUCAAAACUAAGGAAGUUAGCAACUAACCGGGAGCCUCUCCCUCUGUGUAGUCUCUUAGCUAGUAUUCUGGAGCUAAUAUAUUAUGUAUUUGAAAAGCUGAAGAAGCAUACAUUAAAGAUAUAUGUAUAUAAAGCAUAAAAUGUACUGGUGCAAUAAUGGUAAUUAAACAAGAAAAAUUGGAAAAUGAA
Messenger RNA from Pelodiscus sinensis (Chinese soft-shelled turtle), 2959 nucleotides. Lineage: Eukaryota; Metazoa; Chordata; Testudines; Trionychidae. The record is from RefSeq and is a predicted model, not a curated record.